This is a messenger RNA of Triticum aestivum (bread wheat), 1110 nucleotides long. Its product is annotated as transcription factor RSL3. The transcript is spliced from 3 exons. Gene Ontology annotation, biological process: regulation of DNA-templated transcription. The record is from RefSeq and is a predicted model, not a curated record. Gene Ontology annotation, molecular function: DNA-binding transcription factor activity; protein dimerization activity. The coding region runs from base 168 to 1025 and encodes 285 amino acids. Lineage: Eukaryota; Viridiplantae; Streptophyta; Magnoliopsida; Poales; Poaceae.
UGGGCGUCGUCGCAGAGCAGCGCUAUAUAAGGCUGUGCCCAAGAAUACCUCGCCAAAUCACAGAAGCUUAGUCCAUACAGAGACAUUACAUACACACGUACGUGUCGCUGCUUGAUACACUAACACUUACGUAGAGUAGCUCGCUUACUUUGCUCAUUGCCGCCGCCAUGGCUCUAGUGGGUCAGCCAGCCACGUUCUGCUACGACGGCUUCAUCGCUGACGGUGUGCCGGCGCUCAUGGACGCCGGCGGCGUCGGGUUCGGCUACGGGUACGAUCACCACUCCCAUCUCCUCGAGGAGGAAUGCUUGCUCGGUGGCCACGCCCACGCAUGGGAAUUGCCGACCGGCAAUCUUGGCGCCGAGGCGCCGGGCAGCGUCAACGCGUUCGGGGGCCACGACCUCGGCUGGACCAGCCCAGCCGGCCGCAUGUCCUCCUCCUCUUCGGUGCUCACCUUCGACAGCCCGGGAGAGGACAACUGCGCCGCUGCCGCGUGGAUGGACGCCGCGGACCAGCUGAGCUACAGCCCGUCAACGGCAACCGCGCCGGCGGGAAGCUUCAGCUUCGAGGGCUGCGGCGGCAACGGCCGCACGGCGGCAUCCCCUUCGCACAAGCGGCCUCGAGCGCGCGCGCAGGCACAGCAGGGCUCGGAGCAAGAAAGCACCACUCUUCCCAAGAAACAGUGCGGCGGCGACAGGAAAUCGGCAACCAAGCCCACCAAAACGUCCGCGGCCACCAGUUCGGCCAAGGACACUCAGAGCGAUGCAGCCAAGACUCGUCGUGAGCGGAUCGGGGAGCGGCUGAGAGUUCUGCAGGAGCUGGUGCCCAACGGCAGCAAGGUGGACAUGGUCACCAUGCUCGACAAGGCCAUCACUUACGUCAAGUUCAUGCAGCUCCAGCUUACGGUGCUCGAGACGGACGCAUUCUGGCCUGCUCAGGGCGGCGAGGCGCCGGAGAUCUCCCAGGUGAAGGCGGCACUCGACGCCAUCAUCCUCUCGUCGUCGCAGCAGCCUCGUCAGUGGAGCUAACAGCGAGCCGAUACAUCACCACUACAUACAUUCUCCCAGAAUUCAGAGAGUUACUCUCUGCUCUAUCCUCUUUCUAUGUUGCUGU